GUGUGGUGGUGGCCCCCACGUAGCUCCGCCCAUGUAUCUCAGCCUUUUUAUACACUGGCAGCGUGAAAUUCGGACACUUGAUGCAAGUUAGUGGAAUGUCGGCCUCAAGUGACCCUUUAAGAGUACAGGUGUCUUCCCUGAAGGGAAAAGUGACCCUGAUCACAGGUGCCAGCUCGGGUAUCGGUGCAGGUACGGCCGUCCUGUUUGCGAAACUGGGAGCUGUCCUGGCUCUCAAUGGCAGAGAUGUGGAGAAUCUGACGAAAGUGGCCAAAGAGUGCACAGAGCGUGGUGGCGGGACUCAGCAUCUGCUUGUGCCCGGCGACCUUACAGACGAGGACACAGUGAAGAAGACGGUGGAGGAAGUCAUCGCGCGCUUCGGCCGGCUGGACGUCCUGGUGAACAACGCCGGCAUCCUGGCAAUAGGCGGCAUCGAGAGGUCAGACCUGGCGACGUACGACAGGGUCAUGAACAUUAAUGUCAGAUCUGUCUACCAAUUGACCCAACUCUGUGUGCCUCACCUGAUCAAGACCAAAGGCUGCAUUGUCAACGUAUCCAGCAUCGCUGGACUCAGAUCGUACCCUGACAACCUGGCCUAUUGUAUGUCCAAGUCUGCCCUUGACCAAUUCACUCGCUGUGUAGCUCUGGAACUGGCACCAAAGCAAGUUAGAGUCAACUCUGUGUGCCCUGGUGUGAUCGUCACAGACGUUUUCAAGAGAGCAGGAAUGAGUGUGAAGGAGACUGCUAUGUUCCUUGAAAAGUCCAAGCAGACUCACGCACUUGGCCGACCGGGUGAAGUGGACGAGGUGGCGCACAGCAUCGCCUUCCUGGCAUCGGACGCUGCUAGUUUCAUUACUGGAGUCAACCUCCCCAUCGACGGGGGCCGCCAUGCUAUGAGUCCAAGAGAAAUCUAACCAUGUCAGUUUAUAAUCAGAUAUAGUCGUGCAUUUGGGAUUGUGCAUUAUAAAUGAUCAAUUCAAUUCUGUAGGGGUACCUAAUGUUUUGGAAAGCGUGAUUAUUGUAUAUGGAUGACUGUGAGAAGAAUGUUCAGGUAUUUUUUUUCUUUAUUCUUAAAGCAUCAUUUCGUUUUUUCAUAUCAAAUGAUAUUUAAUUGUAAUCAUGCUGCACAUCUAGUUAAUAUAAUAAUAAUAA
This is a messenger RNA of Hippocampus comes (tiger tail seahorse), 1149 nucleotides long. RefSeq names its product 3-oxoacyl-[acyl-carrier-protein] reductase FabG-like. NCBI's taxonomy places the organism in Eukaryota, Metazoa, Chordata, Actinopteri, Syngnathiformes, Syngnathidae. The transcript is spliced from 8 exons. Bases 81 to 911 code for a protein of 276 amino acids. The record is from RefSeq and is a predicted model, not a curated record. Gene Ontology annotation, molecular function: oxidoreductase activity.